AUGUGGUCCUCAGAUUCACUUCAACAACUACAAACCUAUGAGUUCAUCCUUGGUUCCUCGUCCCCUAGAAGAGCCGAAAUCCUUAACUCAAAUAUCGGUGUUACGAAAUACACUAUCAUGACAUCCUCAUUUGAGGAAAACCUACCCAAAAGCAAAAUCUCCGAUGUGGAGUAUGUGACCUCCACUGCACAGCACAAAAUCCCGAGUAUUAUUUCACAGCUAGAAACAAGCAAAGACUAUGUGUUGUUGGUUGCAGAUACCAUAGUAUCUUGUGGGGGUAAAGUGUUUGAGAAGCCUGUAUCGCCAGAAGACCAGUGGGCCAUGCUUUCACACUACCGCAAUCAUUUCUCCGAUAUAAGGGUAAUCACUGCAGUGCAUGUGUGCCGCGUAUCUGGUGGUCAAAUUGUGUGUCAUGAAUUUGGGCAUGAGAUAACCGCCUUGGAAUUUGAUGCUAAGCUUACAGAUCUGCAGUUGCAUUAUUACAUUGCGACUGGUGAAGGCUCUAAUGUCGCUGGAGGUUUCAAGUACCAGGAAAAGGGAAGCAUGCUUUUUGUUGGCCUAAGCGGUGAUUAUUUCAAUGUUGUCGGACUCCCCGUCAAAAAAACACAUUCCCUUUUGACGAAGGUUUUGUAG
This is a messenger RNA of Metschnikowia bicuspidata var. bicuspidata NRRL YB-4993, 633 nucleotides long. RefSeq names its product nucleotide diphosphatase. The record is from RefSeq and is a predicted model, not a curated record. Gene Ontology annotation, molecular function: nucleoside triphosphate diphosphatase activity. The transcript has a single exon. The coding region runs from base 1 to 633 and encodes 210 amino acids. NCBI's taxonomy places the organism in Eukaryota, Fungi, Ascomycota, Pichiomycetes, Serinales, Metschnikowiaceae.